GGGGGCGCGCGCGGCGGCGGCGGGACGGUGGGCGGCCAUGCGCGCGCUGCUGCGGGGGCUGCGCUGGGCGGGGGGCUGGCGCGCGGGGGGCGCGGGGGGCGCGGGGGUGGCGCACGGGGGGGUCCGCCGAGCCCCGCGCCCCGCCAUGGCGCUGUACCGCACCGAGCCGCGCGGCCGCCCGCACACGGCCGACUACCGCCUCUUCUUCCAGAAUGCGGCUGGCCACUACAUCUCCCCCUUCCACGAUAUUCCUCUGCGGGCGGGCUUCACAGAGGAAGGUGGCAUUCCUACAAAGAGACCUAGGAGUGAGGACUCUGAGAAUCUGUUUAAUAUGAUCGUGGAGGUGCCCCGGUGGACCAACGCCAAGAUGGAGAUCGCCACAGAGGAGCCCCUGAACCCCAUCAAGCAGGACACCAAGAACGGCAAGCCUCGCUUUGUGGCCAACAUCUUCCCCCACAAGGGCUACAUCUGGAAUUACGGCGCCCUCCCGCAGACUUGGGAAGACCCCCGUGAGAAGUGUAAGAACACAGGUUGCUGUGGGGAUAACGAUCCCAUCGACGUCUGUGAAAUAGGCUCCAAGGUCCUUCCUCACGGAGCCGUGAUCUGUGUGAAGAUCCUUGGCGUCUUGGCUCUGAUCGAUGAGGGUGAAACAGAUUGGAAGUUAAUUGCUAUUGACGUGAAUGACCCCGAAGCCUCCAAGUUUCACGAUAUCGACGAUGUGAAGAAGCACAAGCCCGGCUACUUGGAGGCCACUGUGAACUGGCUCCGGCUCUACAAGGUGCCCGACGGAAAGCCGGAGAACCAGUUCGCCUUUAACGGAGAGUUCAGGAACAAGGCCUUUGCUCUGGAAGUCAUCCGGUCUGCACACGAGUGCUGGAAAGCAUUGCUGAUGAAGAAGUGCGACGGGGGGACCAUCAGCUGCACAAACGUGCAGGUGUGUGACAGUCCGUUCCAGUGCUCGCAGGAGGAAGCAAGAUCCCUGGUACAAUCGCUGCUCGGUCCCCGCGGGGGCCAGACUGUGAUGGCCGCUGGCACGGGACCCUGCCCCAAGGAGGACAACGUGGGCUGGCCCACUUCCCUUGCUGCCCUGGUGUCGGGGUCUCUGGCGGGGUGGUCUCCAGGGGAAAGGUGCCGUCUCCCGUGAGCAAAGAGAGCAUCGAGGAAGAUCAGGUGUGGCACUUCCUUGGCAAGAAGUGGGACCCCUGACCUUCUGCUGUCAGACUCCGAUCUCUAAGGAUUCCAAGCCUCCAUUCCCCCACGUCCCGGCAGACCUGUGAGAAUCUGCUGGCCUCCAGAGAAACGUCGUGACUUUCCAGGCUUUUCUGAGAUACAUGAUAUGUAAAUAAACACAGAUACUUUUAA
Erinaceus europaeus (western European hedgehog) is the source of this 1362-nucleotide messenger RNA. RefSeq names its product inorganic pyrophosphatase 2 (gene PPA2). The record is from RefSeq and is a predicted model, not a curated record. Lineage: Eukaryota; Metazoa; Chordata; Mammalia; Eulipotyphla; Erinaceidae. Gene Ontology annotation, molecular function: magnesium ion binding; inorganic diphosphate phosphatase activity. Gene Ontology annotation, biological process: phosphate-containing compound metabolic process. Gene Ontology annotation, cellular component: cytoplasm. The transcript is spliced from 13 exons. The coding region runs from base 38 to 1144 and encodes 368 amino acids.